Malaclemys terrapin pileata is the source of this 1372-nucleotide messenger RNA. It is a transcript of the gene BIRC7, whose product is annotated as baculoviral IAP repeat containing 7. The transcript is spliced from 8 exons. Gene Ontology annotation, cellular component: nucleus; cytoplasm. NCBI's taxonomy places the organism in Eukaryota, Metazoa, Chordata, Testudines, Emydidae. Bases 1 to 981 code for a protein of 326 amino acids. Gene Ontology annotation, molecular function: cysteine-type endopeptidase inhibitor activity involved in apoptotic process; ubiquitin protein ligase activity. Gene Ontology annotation, biological process: positive regulation of protein ubiquitination; negative regulation of apoptotic process; regulation of cell cycle. The record is from RefSeq and is a predicted model, not a curated record.
AUGCGAGAGCACCAAAAAUUUUUUCCUACCUGUAAGUUUAUCUGUGGUGAAGAUGUUGGCAACCAGCAGAUGCUCCCCUUUCUGGAGAUCUUGGACUAUGUGGAUGGGCAGAUCCUCAGCCUUCUGCAGAGGAUGGAUGUAGAAGAGGCAGCCCUACCCAGUCAACCAGAAUACCCGGAGAUGGAAACCGAGGCGAUGCGACUAGCCACUUUCCAGAGCUGGCCACCGUACACAGAGCUGUAUCCUGAGCAACUGGCCAGAGCAGGGUUCUUCUAUACAGGUCAAGGUGACACUGUGAGGUGUUUUUACUGUGAUGGCAGCUUGAGGAACUGGGAGCUUGGAGAUGACCCCUGGAGGGAACAUGCCAAAUGGUUUCCAAGGUGUGAGUUUUUGCUGCAGUCCAGGGGCAGAGACUUUGUUAGCAGUGUUCAGGACUCUGACUUCAACGCUCCAGGAGGCUCCUGGCAACGGGCUGAACAAGAUCCCCCUGUACCCCAAGAUUCUGUGGGGAAUCGGGAAUUGUCAUCUCCUCUGGAUCAGUCUUCCAUAGUGCAGAAUGUCCUGCAGAUGGGCUUUGACCACAGCUUGGUGAUGAGCUUGGUCCAGAAUAGACACCUGCUGACUGGCACCUGCUACUUAUCUGUGUCCGAACUGGUCUUGGAUCUGCUUCAGGUAGAUGGGGAAGAGAGCAGCAGUGCGGAAGAAAGAGAGCGUACGGAGAGGGAGACAGGUUUGCAAGGACAGAGACGAGACGCACAGGCUGAGUGCUCAAAAGAAUCAGAGCCCCCACUGAGUACGGAGGAGCAGCUGCGACGGUUGCAGGAGGAGAGGAUGUGCAAAGUGUGCAUGGACAAAGAUGUGUCCAUUGUCUUCGUUCCUUGUGGCCACUUGGUGGUGUGUGCGGAAUGUGCCCCCAGCCUGAGACGAUGCCCCAUCUGCCGAGCGGUCAUCAGGGGAAGUGUGAGGACUUUCAUGUCCUGAACUAUGGGAAUCUCCGGUCUCUGACUUCCACUGAUGGCAGCCCCUUUUCCAACACAGAAGGUGCUCCAUGAGGAUAUCUCACUAGAAAUGAUGUUCCCUAGUCUAUUACUAGCAGUCUGGGUUACUGAACAACCUCCCAGAAGUGUCCUGCAGAGCUUCUUCCAUGCUUGUUAGGAACCAUCCCUUUGCUGGAAGAUGACCAUGGAAAAGUUCAGUCCUAAAUUUUUCCAUUUACAGGAUGAGUGGUAACUUCUUUUAGUUUAAAUCUGAUGAUUCUUGUCUGGAAUUGUGAUUUUAUUUUUAAGAAAUUGUUAGAUCUUGGAGCAGAUAAAGGAAAGUUUGCAGAGUAACUUAUUCAUGGGUUUGAAAAAAUGAUUUGCUAAGUCUGUAG